GUAGCCUUGUCUCCAGUCCUGUCUCCGAGCUGCUCACUCUGGACCCGAUUCAUCACUUGGCCUCGUCUAGGACCAGAGGUCACGGUAAAAAUCACAAAGAUGCUGCCUCGGUCAGGGCUACGCACCCUAUACCCGCAGCCUGUGGCAUUUAUUACUUUGAAGUGAAGAUCGUCAGUAAAGGUAGAGAUGGGUAUAUGGGAAUAGGACUUUCUGCUCAAGGGGUCAACAUGAACAGGCUUCCUGGAUGGGAUAAACAUUCUUAUGGGUACCACGGUGACGAUGGGCACUCCUUCUGUUCUUCGGGGACAGGACAGCCCUAUGGCCCUACGUUCACCACUGGAGAUGUGAUCGGCUGCUGUGUUAACCUUAUCAACAAUACCUGCUUUUACACGAAAAAUGGCCACAGUUUAGGUAUAGCCUUUACAGACCUCCCUUCAAAUCUCUACCCUACAGUGGGUCUCCAGACUCCAGGAGAGAUAGUCGAUGCCAACUUUGGGCAGCAGCCAUUUGUGUUCGACAUUGAGGACUACAUGAGGGAGUGGCGAGCGAAGAUUCAGAGCACCAUUAAGCGGUUUCCCAUAGGAGACAGACUAGGCGAGUGGCAAGCCAUGCUGCAGAAUAUGGUUUCGUCGUAUUUGGUUCAUCAUGGGUACUGUUCAACAGCAACUGCCUUUGCCAGGGUCACAGACACCACAAUCCAGGAAGAACAGACCUCAAUAAAGAACAGACAAAGAAUACAGAAGCUAGUAUUAGCAGGCAGAGUGGGAGAGGCUAUAGAAGCCACCCAGCAGCUCUAUCCUGGCCUCCUAGAACAUAACCCCAACCUGCUCUUCAUGUUAAAGUGUCGGCAGUUCGUGGAGAUGGUGAACGGGACAGACAGUGAAGUACGUUGUUUCAGUGCCCGCAGCCCCAGAUCCCAGGACAGUUACCCCGGGUCCCCCAGCUUAAGUCCUAGACAUGGAUCAAGCAACUCACACGUUCAUAGUACCGGAGCAGAUAGUCCAACUUGUAGCAAUGGAGUCAUGUCCACAAAAAGCAAACAGAGUCACAGUAAAUACCCAACACUGAGUUCAUCAUCUUCGUCUUCCUCCUCCUCCUCCCCCUCAUCUGUGAACUACUCUGAGUCCAAUUCUACAGAUUCUACCAAAUCUCAGCAGCAUAGUAGUACGAGUAACCAAGAAACCAGUGACAGCGAGAUGGAAAUGGAGGCUGAGCAUUACCCCAACGGAGUCCUGGAAAAUUCAUCCACCAGGAUAAUGAAUGGCACCUACAAACAUGAAGAGAUCCUGCAGACGGAUGAAUCCAGCAUGGAAGACAGCUGCCCCCAGAGGCAGCUCUGUGGAGGGAACCAUGCUGCCACGGAGCGAAUGAUCCAGUUUGGACGGGAGCUGCAGAUGCUGAGCGAGCAGCUUUGCAGAGAAUAUGGGAAGAACACAAUGCACAAAAAGAUGCUUCAGGAUGCGUUUAGCUUGUUAGCUUACUCAGACCCUUGGAACUGCCCCGUUGGUCAACAGCUGGACCCGAUCCAGAGGGAACCUGUGUGUGCUGCUCUUAAUAGUGCUAUAUUGGAAUCUCAGAACCUGCCAAAGCAGCCCCCGCUGAUGCUUGCCCUGGGCCAGGCCUCGGAGUGUUUGCGGCUCAUGGCUCGCGUGGGCUUGGGCUCCUGCUCCUUUGCCAGAGUAGACGACUAUUUGCACUAGCCACCAGAGCAAGAUGGAGUUGACAUCGUUGAGUGCUGCCCUUCACCCUCCGUUGCUGCCACUCUACACCACCACCUCGUUCGAUAGCCUGACCUCCCUGCCACCAACACCCCCUCUAGCACACACACACCCACACACUGCCUGUGAAAGGACUGAGUGAGUCCCUCACUGUGUGGCUAUUCCUGACCCCAGGAACGACUGGCAGAUCUUACCUGUCUCCUUGCCAUUGCUGCGGCUCCAGCGGCACUCAGUAUUUCGCUGGUUAUUCUAAUGUAGCGCCUUCCGAUGUAGGGAUUUCUCUUUAUUUUGAUUUGAGUUGUUUCUCAUGGAUCCACCAAUAUUUUAUCUGGAGAGUUUUGCUGAGCUGGUUUCUGCUGAUUUACUGAGGAAGCUCAUCAAGUUGGUGACAGCUUGUUCUUUUCUGCCCUUCUCCCUCCAUCGUGCACAUACAGCAUCAUCUUCUGUGCUAGUUAUCUGAACUCUUCUCGCAGUGGCAGUUCAGAGGGAUUUUUUUUUAUUUUAUUCGAAUCCUGUUUAUUAAAAAGGUCUCUUCCACCUCCACAA
Messenger RNA from Gymnogyps californianus (California condor), 2264 nucleotides. It is a transcript of the gene RANBP10, whose product is annotated as RAN binding protein 10. The coding region runs from base 195 to 1700 and encodes 501 amino acids. Gene Ontology annotation, biological process: cytoskeleton organization; cell surface receptor signaling pathway. Gene Ontology annotation, molecular function: protein binding. Gene Ontology annotation, cellular component: cytoplasm. NCBI's taxonomy places the organism in Eukaryota, Metazoa, Chordata, Aves, Accipitriformes, Cathartidae. The record is from RefSeq and is a predicted model, not a curated record. The transcript is spliced from 14 exons.